CAAGCGUGCAUUUACUCUGAGUUUAGUGACCAAAUGUGCCGAACGUAUGCUAUCACGUGAUAGCUAGCUUGUUCUUUUAAAAGGGUAGAGUUCGGGUGGUCAGUGGAGUGACAGUGGAGUGACAGAGAUAGCAGAAUGGCAGAUUGCAGCAAAACAGAGAAGGUUGAGCUGCAUGUUCCGAAACUGGAAGAAUUGUGUGAAGUUCUGCAGGAUGGCCUGAAAAAGAACUUUGCCGACUCGAAGGUCAGUGUGGUGGACUGUCCCGAUCUCUCGCAGGAUCCGUUUAGAUUCCCUGUGAAGGGACUGUGUGGUAAACCUCGAAUAACGGAUGUUGGCGGUGUUCCCUAUUUAGUACCUCUGGUGCAGCGGGAUAAGGUGUACAACAUGAACACUGUUGCCAAAGAGGUCGAACUGCCUGGAGCUUUCAUUCUGGGAGCAGGGGCUGUCUCUUCGAAGGCUGUAGGAAUGAACGCAGAACUGAUGCCUCUGGUUCUUACGGAGACAGAAGAAAAACCGGCUGUGAACGGCAGCUACUUCGCCUCCAUUAACCCCGCUGACGGGAAAUGCCUGCAGGAGAAAUACAACGACAAGUGCUCGGACUGCGAUUUCGGACUCCUCGCCAACCUGUAUGCGUGCGAGGGCAAGCCCGGGAAGGUGAUCGAGGUGAGGGCCAACAGACGGACUGGAGGGGACAGUCUGGUGACGUGUUUGAGGAAAGCCAUGGAGACUCACUACAGCGAUAAAAGCUUGGCUCUCGGGGGAACCUUUGUGAUACAGAAAGGGCAAGCCAAGAUUCACAUCAUGCCACGGGAGUUUUCAGCCUGCCCUCUCAACACCAACGAGGAUGUGAACAAGUGGCUAGAACACUUCAACGUGAGCGCUCCCCUCAUCUGCCAGUCCGUGCUGGUGUCCAGAGACCCUGGGUUGGACCUGCGUGUGGAGCACACUCACUGUUUCAGUCACCACGGUGAGGGAGGACACUACUACAUCGACACUACACCAGACACCGUGGAAUACGUCGGCUACUUCCUGCCGGCAGAGUUCGUCUACCGCGUGGAUCGUCCCCAGACCACCCACGUGAUUGGACGGGAUUGAAAAUAAUUCUUAAUAUAUUAAUACUCUUAUUGGAUCAAAGGUUCCAUUAUCGAGUCACAUUGCAGUGAGCCACACAAAUUAAUUUAGUCCUAUGUGAUGGCCUUUCAAUUUGUAAAUUCAUAGUGUGGUCUGUUCUUGGUCUGCUACAUUUUUGGCUAUUGCUGAGCUCACCAGUGCAUUCUUGCUUAUUAGCAAUACUGCAUAGCAGUAACUGUUGAUUUUAACACACUAAAUGGUUUGGGUAUGUCUCAAAUUAUUCUGGUUUUUCAGCCUCAUGAUGGCUUGUUUUAUUGGCAUUAACACUUCUCAUGUUGAGAGACAACCGCAACAGACUCCAAAUGCAAAUGCCACACCUUGAAUCAACACUAGACCUUUUGUUAGCUUUCUUCUGCAUGAACUAAUGGAUGCAGAUGCCCUCAAAUUGGCAGUUUGUAUUUUAAUAUAACUUUAUGUUCAUUAUUUUAUUGCGAAUCCAAUGUGCUGGAGUACAGAGCCAAAACAACAAACAGCCCUGUCCAAAUACUUAUGGACCACACCGUAUAUUGAUCUUAGAUUUGUCUGUGGAAAUUUCACAUUGUAAUAGUCUAUUGUUUGUCAGACAAAUUAUAAUGUUACUAUAUCUUGUCACUCAUUUUUCCAAGUUGCUUUAUAAAAUGUUUACAUUCCUCAA
Messenger RNA from Conger conger (European conger), 1765 nucleotides. RefSeq names its product chromosome 7 C11orf54 homolog (gene bkgd). The coding region runs from base 136 to 1095 and encodes 319 amino acids. Gene Ontology annotation, cellular component: nucleus. The transcript has 8 exons. Lineage: Eukaryota; Metazoa; Chordata; Actinopteri; Anguilliformes; Congridae. The record is from RefSeq and is a predicted model, not a curated record. Gene Ontology annotation, molecular function: zinc ion binding; hydrolase activity, acting on ester bonds.